UAUUAUACAUUUAUACAAUAAUUACAGUCUGGACUCUCGACACACACAAAGGAGAAGCUCCAUAUUUUCUCUGCAAUUAAUUCAUGGAGUUCGUCAAGGAAUCUGAACCAAACACUACCACCAUGAGAAAAGCUCUGCUAGUAAUAAACUGCAUCAUCCUUUCUAUAGGUAACUGUGCAGGUCCACUUAUGAUGCGCCUUUACUUCAUCCAUGGUGGGAAACGAGUCUGGUUCUCGAGCUGGCUCGAGACGGGUGGUUGGCCCAUCAUCCUUUUCCCAAUCGCUUGUGGUCACUUUUACCGUUCCAGGACCCAACCCAGUUCAGAAAACAAGCUUUUCUUCAUGAAACCACACUUGUUCAUUGCUGCCGCCGUCAUUGGAAUCCUCACUGGCCUUGAUGACUACCUCUACGCUUAUGGGGUCGCACGCCUUCCAGUUUCAACUUCAUCUUUAAUCAUUGCCUCGCAGUUGGCUUUCACGGCAGGGUUUGCUUUCGUUUUGGUGAAGCAAAAGUUCACUUCUUACUCCAUAAACGCCGUGUUUCUGUUAACGAUCGGAUCAGGCGUUUUAGCAAUGCAUACCAGCAGCGACCGUCCUGCGAAUGAGUCAAACAGGGAAUACGUUUUGGGAUUUCUGAUGACCGUCGGUGCAUCGGCUUUGUAUGGGUUUAUUUUGCCUUUGGUGGAGUUAACUUACAAGAAAGCAAAGCAAGAAAUCAGCUACGCACUUGUGAUGGAGAUUCAGAUGGUGAUGUGUUUGUUUGCUACUGGUGUUUGCACCAUUGGCAUGCUGGUUAACAACGAUUUCAAGGUAAUUCCAAGGGAAGCAAGGGAAUACGAGCUCGGGGAAACAAAGUAUUACAUAGUCGCGAUUUGCAGUGCAAUGAUAUGGCAAUGUUUCUUCUUGGGAGCAAUAGGAGUCAUCUUUUGUGCUUCAUCUUUGUUAUCAGGAAUCAUAAUUGCUGUUUUAUUACCCGUAACUGAGAUUCUGGCCGUAAUUUUCUACAACGAAAGUUUUCAUGCCGAGAAAGGUGUUGCGCUUGCACUAUCUCUUUGGGGCUUCCUUUCUUACUUCUACGGUGAGAUUAAGCAAUCCAAGGAAAACAAACCAGCUCUUGAAACCGAGAUGGCUUCUGUUCCCAAUCGACAGGAAAGUGUGUAAAAUAUGGUAGAUCCAUCCGCCCGAGCCCACCACUUCGGACUACUUCCAUCUUCGGCUGCCUAAGAGUUUACGCCAAAAUUGCUCGAAACAUUUAUCCUAGUUACUUAAGUGAGAAAUUAGUCAAUUAAUUAUCUUUACGUAUGAACAUGUAAGAGUUCGGUUCCCUACGAUUUCAGGGCUUUAAACAUUAUAUGGCAACUAUUUAUACUAUUAUCUUUUCAAUUUUUCUUCA
Gossypium raimondii (Peruvian cotton) is the source of this 1392-nucleotide messenger RNA. RefSeq names its product purine permease 3. The transcript is spliced from 2 exons. NCBI's taxonomy places the organism in Eukaryota, Viridiplantae, Streptophyta, Magnoliopsida, Malvales, Malvaceae. Gene Ontology annotation, molecular function: purine nucleoside transmembrane transporter activity. The record is from RefSeq and is a predicted model, not a curated record. Gene Ontology annotation, cellular component: membrane. The coding region runs from base 84 to 1160 and encodes 358 amino acids.